UAUUCUCCUCUGUUCAGGCUCUCUGGCUGUCCUUUAAUUCAAUCAGAAGACACAGUGGACGGGAGGUGGGGCUUAAAGGGAGAUUCAGUACACUCAUACAUUUAUUUUCGUGUGUAAAUCAGGCGUGUGGAGACCUGCAUGUAACGAGAAACCAUGAGCGACUCUGAGAAACAGAGCCUUUCUCUAAAGGAGAAGGACGGGGUGGAGAAGCGGGGACGGGGAAGACCCAGGAAACAUCCCAAGGAAUCCAGUGGAUCCCCAGCUUCCAAAAGACCAAGAGGGAGGCCUAAAGGCAGCAAAAACAAGGGCCCUGCCAAGAAAAGAGCAGUGUCAUCUUCAGGAAAGAAAGUAAUGGGGAAGCCCACCAAGAAAGAGGAAAAGGCAGAUCAGGCCGCUCAGGAGUCCUCAGAGGAAGAUGAGGAGGAUGAAGAUGAGGAGCAGUAGCUGCCUUGUCCUCAGCACUACCUCAAGACACUCAACCUGGCACCACUCACUAAUCUGCAUUUAACCUGCGUUUAACGAGAGAAUGUCACCUACGCAAAAAAACCCCAGCGACUCUUUACAGGACUGACUUACAUCAAGAACCCUCUCUCUCUGUAACACAAUCAGUUAUGUAAAAAAAACUGGAAUAAUUUUAGAAACCUGUGAAUUAGAUUAUAUACGUACGUGUUUAGUACAUUUAAUGGUGCUUACCGGGUGCUUUUUUACUUUUGUUCAGGUUGGCUUUUUAUGUAUUUUAUGUGGCUUCUAAGGUGGGGGUUUUAGAGUUAGAAAGAGCAAGCUAUAUGUUUUGACUGUGGUGUGUAGUGGUGCUAUAGUUCUAGGUGGAGGGCUUUCUGCUUUAAUGCAGCUGUUUUAAAACCCCUGCACCAGAAACUGACUAGAGCUAUAUACACACAGCAAGUAAACGUGGCCCAAAUCGUGUUUUUUUUUUUAGGCUGUUAACACUUUAUUUUUAAUGUGACCCAUAUCUGACAUCUGUCUGAAUGGUUUGUGCUUUCCAAGUAAUUGGCACACAUGCACAACAGAGCAAUGCUUCACCUUAAGUUUCCCUUUAAACCUUGUCAGAAUCUUAAGAGCUAUGAAUGAGUUUAGACUGCAGCUUACUAGAUGAGUUUAUAAUCAAGAAUUCUCUACAGUUUGCUACCAAAAAGACCUAUGGUCAGGUUUUUAUUUUAGUUUAUUUUUUUUCCAUUGAUCUGGAGUUGUGUUUGUCGAAUUCAUUAGGAACACCGUGUGGCUAGGACACAAGCCUUCUAUUAUUAAUGGAAGAAAUGCAUCAGCUCUUGAAGACCUCACUCAGUUCUGUUGUCCAUUUCCCCAUUUAUUCACGCUCACUUUACUUUCUCCUUGCCAUCUUCAUUCCUUCUGUUUGACGAAGAAGUAACAUAAAUUUUGAGCUGGCCAUUCAAACAGAGUCGUAUGGCUGCUAAUGGGAUAUGUAUUGGAUUUUAAUACCACAUAUUGAAGUGGUCCAAAUCAGAAUAAUUGAAUGAAAAUGUCACACCCACACAAAAGAUCAGAUUUUUUAGGCCACAUUUACCUGCUGUGUGAACUUAGCCUAGAUUUUCUUUUAUUAGAUUAACUUUAUUAUACAUGUCUAUGAGUGCAUAUAGGACAUUUGUUGGAGGUUAGGUGUGUGUAGUUUGUGGGCUAUACUGUGUUUAUGGAGUUCAUGAAAAAUACCCACUUUCAAACAUUGUUCUCGAUCUGUUCACUUGAUGUUGGAGAUGUUUCAAACUUAGUUCUCACUUCAGUACAUUCCAGUAGCAGCAUUACUGUGUGAACAAAUUCAACACCAUAGCGACCACCUGAAAUACCACAGCAAUAGCCAGGCAUAUUUAUAGUAUUUAAUCCGUGACUGAUUAGCCACGCCUUAUUUAAAUGUUCACUUUCCUAGGACAAACUCUAGAACUCUAGAACACUAGAAAAAUCGAAAAAACACUAUUUUAAAAAAGUUUACUGCAAUUCUAAUUGUAUGAGUCCCUCCAAAUCCUACUGGGAGUUUACAAUGAAUACUUGUGAAAUAACGCUCACCUGAGCAGCCAUACCUCAAUACCAAACACGUUGUGUUUGUGACGAGUCCACACACACACAUUUCUGUUGUGAUAAUGACUGUUUUUACUCUGAACUCAUCAUCACGUCUCAUCUGUCCCCAGUAUCUGAACCAUUACAACAAUAUGCAUUAGCCACCUCAGGAAUUACAGUGUACAGAAAGGCAGCAAAAAGACCAAGGUAGUGUUCAGAUAGCACUGAUGACUUCUGUAUGAAAUAUGUUUGUCUUCUCACUUGGAAAUAGCCUUCGCCCUGCACCUAUUUUUGAUGCAGCUGAGGAAUUGUCUACAAACUUUUUUAGGCUUAUACCACAUUUUGUUCAUGCAGCGGCAGGAUACAUAUAUUUAUUUCACCUUUAAUUAUUACAAAUUAAAUUGUACCAGUGUAGCAUGUUGUGUUGUUAAUAAAAUGCGUUUUCUCA
This is a messenger RNA of Astyanax mexicanus (Mexican tetra), 2476 nucleotides long. It is a transcript of the gene hmga1b, whose product is annotated as high mobility group AT-hook 1b. Gene Ontology annotation, molecular function: transcription coregulator activity; DNA binding. Gene Ontology annotation, cellular component: chromatin; nucleus. NCBI's taxonomy places the organism in Eukaryota, Metazoa, Chordata, Actinopteri, Characiformes, Acestrorhamphidae. Gene Ontology annotation, biological process: regulation of DNA-templated transcription. The record is from RefSeq and is a predicted model, not a curated record. The transcript has 5 exons. The coding region runs from base 154 to 444 and encodes 96 amino acids.